AUGAAUACAGCGGAUGCGCAGGAUAUUCUGGGCGUGAGCAGUUCCUCGAGGGAUGAGAGCGUAAUCCCGGCUGGCGGCUUAACCGAUGUCGACAAAAAGCCGCGAAAACCCCAUCGUAGUGAUGCAUAUUUCAAACUGCUUUUAAAAUGUCCCAUUUACAUUUUUGAUCAAUUUUCUGCGAUAAAUAACUUCAAGAUUGGCAUGCGUCGUGUACAUCCAUGGAAAUGGGUACCAUUCGAGAACGCUGCGCGAAGUGAUGGACUUAAAUUGUACCACUGGAAGCGCGCCGAUAAAGCCGAUGACGUUUAUCCAUUUGCCCGAUUUAAUAAGGUCAUCAAUAUUCCAACAUUUACGGACGAAGAUUACGACAAAUGUUUGAUUUCGGCGAAGUGGACCAAGGAAGAUACGCUUCAUCUGUUCGAGUUAUGCCGACGUUUUGAUCUGAGAUGGGUUAUCAUAGUGGAUAGGUGGGAAGGUUCAACGCGUCGUACAAUGGAGGAAAUGAAGGAGCGCUUUUACAAUGCAAUAAAUGAACUGAAUGCCAUGAGAAAUGAGAAGGCCGAAGUGUUCUGUUACGAUGCUGAACAUGAAAAGCGACGCAAGGAGCAAUUGAUCAAGCAGUGGAAUCGCACUGAGCAACAAGUCGAGGAAGAAGGAAUGUUGAUUGCGGAAUUGAAGAAAAUUGAGGUUCGUAAAAGAGAGCGGGAAAGGAAAGCGCAAGAUUUGCAGAAGUUGAUUACAGCCGGUGAAAGGACGCCAGCCUCGCCAGCAGUUUCAAUAGCGCCAGUUCAGACAACUUCAAAUAUAAAGAAAAGUCAUAAAUCUCGAUCGCAGAAAGCUUCUUCUGUGCCGACGCCGGUGACAAGCGCCACCUACAUACAAGACCAUGCGAAUAUUCGAUUUCCAGAAUUUCGCAGUGGUGGUGCGCAUUUGCGAAGCCAGGAAAUGAAAUUACCAACAAAUAUUGGGCAGAAGAAGUUGAAAAAUAUAGAAACUGUUAUCGAAAAGCUCAAACUUGAUAUGGUACCAUUUGGUGUAGCCGAUAUCGUAAAAGGUUACAAUGAAUUUCGGGCGCGUAUUGUGCUGCUGCAAGAAUUGAAACAUUCAUUGCAUUCAGCCGAGUAUGAACUGGAAUCGCUCAGGACGCGCUAUAAUUCUUUAACCGGAAAGACUUUCGAAAUUGAGCCACGAAUGCGAGUACGUACAUCAAGUGAAUCGAACGCGGAUUCAUCGAAUGCGGUUGUGGAUGAGGAAACGAAAAGGGCCGUCUUCAUCGACUUCGCCAUCGCCAGUGGAUACGAGCAGGAGGCUUCGCAAAAACUGAAUGUUGUUUUGUUCGUUGCUCGGAGUGCAGUUGGCUUUCUUGGCCAUUCAAGCGAAAUCGAAGGAAUGUUCUCAGUUGUGGCCCAUCACUCACCAUCUACUACUGUAUACAGGAACGUGACGGCGGAUACGAAAUCCGUUUGCUAG
Molecule: messenger RNA, 1470 nt
Organism: Gongylonema pulchrum
Lineage: Eukaryota; Metazoa; Nematoda; Chromadorea; Rhabditida; Gongylonematidae
Source: the annotation of a GenBank genome assembly